UUCUCCUUCGCCGCAUCCCAUUGAUGCUGCCAGCGCAAUUUUGCACAUGCGCAGUGGGGUAGUCUCAGCCAUCUGCAGGAAACCAAUUAGCAGGAAUAAAGAGCUAAGUGUUUUUCUCUCCUCUAUGUUCAGACCUCACUCUACCUCUCCCCCGCUCACACCCCUCCGUCUCUCUGUUUACUGUAGAUAUAGCUUUAAGAAGACGAUUUUAGGAACACAGAGAGGAGGACUGUGUUAUGCUGCUCUCUCUGCGGCUGUCCUCUCCUGUACACUCUCUGGUCCAAAGGGAAUAUGUGGAUGUUCAGUAGACCCGCUAUUUGACUGGAUUACUACAGAUACAGUCCAAGGAGUCCAGAAACGCCGCCGCCACAGCCGCACAGAUGUGGGGUAGUGAUGCGUGGCUGCUGUAGGAGCCAUUAUGGACAUCGGUGAGGGAGGGAGAGGAAGGGAUGGAGGGAGAGAGGGAGGAGAACCUGACAUCAGCACCAAGCCGUUAUCUCAUCCUCUCCUGACCCCGGAAGUGGUUCCUUCUAAGGGGUCGCCCUCUCGUACCUCAGCCCCGGCCCCUGCCAAAGAGCCCUCCAACCUGACCCAGACAGAGCAGGGGGGUGCAGAGGGGACCGCAGGCAGAGAGGAGACCCCAGAAGGGGAGCGGGGUAUAUACUCACAGAAUAAUGGUGUGACACUGAAAGAAGAGCAAGAGAAGGAAGAGAAGCUAAAUGAGAAGAAGGAGAAAGAAAGAUUGUUACUGGUGGACGACAGAGAGGAAACAGGAAGAAAAAACCUUGCACCAGCCCUCAGCAGCAAAGACAGAGGAGAAGAGGAAAAGGAGAAGGAAGAGGAGAGAGAAGAGGCCAUCUCAAACCAAAGCCAAACCAAAUCCAAAUGUAGUCUAUUACCUCGACAGAGCCAGCACAGCUCUGCUUCCAGCACUGUUAUGGCCAGUGGCACAUUGAACAGCAACAUCCACAUCACUGCUUCCAAUUCUCCAAAGCACUCUACCUCUCCUUCUACCUUUCCAAAGCUCUCAUUAUCACCUUCCAAUUCUCCAAAGCACUCUACCUCUCCUUCCACCUCUCCAAAGCGCUCCAGCUUUUUCCCCUCAUCUCCUUAUCCUCAGAAUGAGACAGAGGUGAGAGACACAGGAGAAGUGCAGGGCAAUAGUCUUUGUUUUCCUCAGAGCUUUAAACCCCAGCAGUCUGCUCUGUCUAAGUCCACCAGCCCACCCGCUAAGGAUGAUGGUAGGGCAGACGCCACUCACACUUCCCUUAUUGCCAAUGGAGACACCGCCAAAGUUCCAAAACCAAACAACAACCCAGAAGUGAGAGAUGGAGAUAGAGAGAUGGAAAUAGAAAGAGAUGAUGAUGAGGGAAAUGGAGAGAAGGAAAGAGAGGGAGAUGAGAACAUAGAGUCUGUAUCUAAGUACCUCCACUCCUCUCCCUCCUCUUCCUCCUCACCCUCCUCUCCCAUCUCACUGAACAGUCACAUGGCAUUGAUGCACUCCCGGAACUCCUGCAAGACACUUAAAUGCCCCAAAUGUAACUGGCAUUACAAAUCCCAGCAGACACUGCAAGUCCACCUCAGAGAAAAACACCCAGAGUCUGGGGGCUCAUGUGUGUGUGGGGGCUUGGGGGAGAAUUGUGUUUGUGGAGGGUCAAGGGGUGUGUGUCUGUACUGUAGCACAGGGAAGGCCCAUCCUCGUCUAUCCCGAGGGGAGAGUUAUGUCUGUGGGUACAAGCCCUAUCGCUGUGGUGUGUGUGAUUACUCCACGUCCUCUAAAGGAAACCUCAGCAUACACAUGCAGUCAGACAAACACCUCAGCAACGUACAGACAGCGGGACAAACACAACAUGCGCACAGCACACACACACACUCCACACACAGCGCGGGCUCCACUGUCAGAGACACGGGAGGCGGUCAGGUGUACGGACACACACACCCCGAAGUCACGCAGCCCCCUGAAAACACACCGCCCUACCCCAGCCAUCCCUCCUCCCAGGGUAAGAGGUGGCAGUGUGAGGUGUGUGAUUAUGAGACCAGCAUUGCACGGAACCUGCGCAUACACACCACCAGCGAGAAACACACACAAAAUGUGCUGCGCCUGAAACACACACACAACGUACUGCAGCUGCAGAGAAGCUACUACCUGGCCCACUGCAGGAGUCUGCCUCCUCAACUCACACUGCUACACAGCACAGGUGGGGAGCAGUCUUUGGAUAUGCAUCAACUAACAGCAGAGGAGCCAGUUGCCCCAGAUUCAACCCUGACCCCCUCCCCCUCUCCUCCUCCCUCCUCCUCACCAUCCUCUUCUCCAUCCCCCUCUCCUCCUCCUCCCCUGUCUCUCUCCUCCCCAUCUCCCCUCUACCGUGGUGUGUUCCGGUGCCUGGUGUGUUUCAGUUUCUCCUCUGACAGUCUGGAGUCUCUUGGGUCUCACCUGAGUGCUCCCCGCUCCCUGCCCCAGUCUGAGUGGCGUUGUCUGGUGGCCGGAGGCUGCUAUUGCAGGCUGUGUGGCUACAGCACCCCCCUCACAGCUAACUUCACUUUGCACUGCCAGACAGACAGACACAGGGCCCGCUACCAGCUGGCUGCCCACCUCUGGGAGAGAGGGGAGAAGGGGGAGGCUGUGGACUGGGAGGAAGUUGGGAAGUUGGUUGCUACAGGCAACCUGGUCCAGCUGAAGUGUAACGUGUGUGACUUCCAGACCACCAGCUUGGAGAAACUGAGAAUACACAGCGCCAACUCCCAACACCAGGCCAGCCUCAGAGUCUACAUGUUCUUAGAGCAGUAUGACAGUGCAGUAGCUGGAGGCUCCUGGUCGUUCCACUGUGUCUUGUGUAAUUACUCCUCCCGCUCUAAACUCCACCUACUGAGACACACCCACUCCACGGGUCAUCAUAAGAGGGAGGAGCUUCACCGCUUGCAGCUUGUGAAAAGGAAGAGCCUGAAUAAAGGAGAGGAGCUAGCUGCUAUCUUCAGCAUCAGGAAGUGUACCAGUCCUGAGAUAGAUGAAAGCAGUGAGGAGGGGGAGAGGAGAGAUUCCUUAUCCCCAGCCAAGCGAUCAUUCUCUUGGCUGGAGGAGACACAGAGCCCCCUCUCUCCCAAAUGCCCCAGAACCGACAAGCACACCACUGACCAACAUAUUACUGCCAAGUGCCCACUGUGCCAGGACACACUGGUACACACACACCUGAGACGUCACCUCACACUCACUCAUAGUGUGGCCCAGGACUGUGUGGAGAAGCUCAUGAGCACUGUGGCAGUGGAUCUGCCAGAGAUACUACAGAAAGAGACACUGCAGAGGGAUUCUCAUUCAAGCGACUCCAACACAAACGUAUAUCAAACAAACGAUUCCAACACAAUCGACUUUUACGCAAAGGAGUCCCUCAGAAAUGAGUCUCAAUCAAACGACUCCCAUAUAAAUGAAGAAGAAGUGAUACCAGCCAAAGAUCUGCCCACCCGUCCUUGUGAGGACCAGCAUCUAGCAGAGGACAACACCUCUCACCUCGAAGAGUCCCCCAGCUCUUCCCCCCCCCUCCCCACUCCUCCCUCUCCCUCCCUCAGCCACCUCCCUUCAUCCGCCUUACCUCCCUCUCCUCCCAGCGAUGCCCCUCCCUCCUCUGAUCGUCAUUGUUACAGGUUCCGCUGUGGCAGGUGCAGUCUAGCAUUCCGAACACAGGAGAAGCUGAAACUGCACUGGCAGUACCAUGCCAUGAGGGCGGCGACAGAGUGCCACCUCUGCCCCAGACGCUGCCGCAGCCAAGAGGCCCUGCAGAGACACCUGCUCAACACACACCUACAGGACCUACACCUACAGGGUACACACCCUGACCAGAUUGGAGCACACAUCCAACGACCAACCAGCCUGGAGGGGGAGGAAGAGGAGGGGGAGAGUAUGAGUGAAGAAGAUGAGGAGGAGGGAAAUGAAGGAGAGGAGGAUGAAAAGGAUGACCCAGAUGAGGAGGAGAGGCCCAGUCCUGGGGUUAGUAAUAGUGACAAGGGUUCAGGGCAGCAGGAGGAGGAGGCAGGGUCAGAACCCAGCCCCCUCAUCAAGGGCUCGAACCCGACUCUGGAGCGGUUCCUGGACCCGACUCGGCCCUACAAGUGUUCAGUCUGCUGUGAGUCCUUCACUCAGAGAACCAUCCUGCUGGUCCACUAUAACUCUGUGUCCCACCUCCACCGAGCCAAAGCCAGACGGGCCCUGCAUGACUCCAGCCCCAGUCAUGCUGACACCCCCCAGGGCCUGGAACCAAGCCCCUACCGCUGCAGCCUGGCCCCUGACCCCAGGCCCUACCGCUGCAGAAUGUGUGGGGUGGCCUACAGCCAGAGCUCCACCCUGGACAUCCACCUCCGUUCUGUACUGCACCAGACACGAGCCCGUGCAGCUCGGACCCAGCUACCACUGAACCCCCACACCCACCAAACUCCAGCCUCAGCCUCAACCCAGGCUCCCCACACCCCAGUCCCAUCCUUGGUCCAAACUCAGACCCCUGCCUCCAGCCCUUCGCCUGGAGGAGGAGAGGCAUCUACCAGGGGAAACCCCCCAGCAGCCACCAGACCAGCCCCUGCCCCCCCAAGUCCCUGUUCCUCCCUGAGUGAAGCCCAGCUGAGUGUGGGUGUCUCUGGGCAGGUUAAGGGUCAACAGGCUAAGAGGAGGAGAGUAGAGGACCUGGCCGCUUCCGCAGGACAGCAGGACCUGAUGUUACUCCAACAGCAAUUAGCCCAGGCCCAGAUACUACAGCAGCAACAGGAGUUAGCCCAAGCCCAGAUACAGCAACACACAGCCCUCCUCCAGCCCCAGCUCUUUAGUCCAACACUGCUCCCACACCUCCCCUUACUGCAACAGAACCUCCUAAAGCAGCACCUCCCUUCAGCAGCAGAGAUUCUCCAACACGGGAACCUCUUCCCUCCCCUCCCCUUAUCCCCAGACAGCCUAUUCUCUCUACAGCAGCAGCUGCUCCUGUCCUUCUACCUUUCUGGAGGGUUGCAUCUCAACCCCAACACAACCCUUAUGAACCAGACCACCUCAGCUGUCUCCCCUCAGACCACCUCAGCUGUCUCCCCUCAGACCACCUCAGCUGUCUCCCCUCAGACCACCUCAGAUGUCUCCCCUCAGACCACCUCAGCUGUCUCCCCUCAGACCACCUCAGCUGUCUCCCCUCAGACCACCUCAGCUGUCUCCCCUCAGACCACCUCGGACCAACACCCCCAGAUAGAGAGGCUUGAACCUCCAUCUCCACAGCCAGAGACGAAUGGAAUCCAGUUUCCAGCCCAUACCCCGAAAUGUGAAACCCAGGCUGAGACCGCUGGCAGUGACUCCCACCUCCACCAGACAGAGAAAGAGUUCAACCCAUCCGCCCCUCCUGAGGGAGAUGGAGAGAAGAAUGGAGAGAUGCAGGAGAGUGAGAAGAAGGAGAGAGCAGAGAAGGCCCUCAGAGUUCUGUUGGAAAGAUACGGCUGGGAGCUGGCCCUACAAAGCACUCAGAGCAGACAGAGACAGCAGAACAGAGAGAUGGAGGGAUGCCUGGAGGAGGAGAAGCAAUGUGGAGAAUGUGGGAAGCUGUUCUCUGACUCUCUGAUCCUGAAGAGCCACCAGGAGUUUGUUCACCGCCAGAUGAUCCCUCCUGUAGUGUUGGAGAUGUUCUCCAGACAGUACAGGCUGCAGUACGACCGCCUCUACCCCCUCAGACCCUUCACACCGGGGGACACUGAGACUACUGUUGUUGCACCCCUAACCCCAGCUUCAGCACCUGCACUUGCACCUUUACCCCCAGCACCAGCCUCAGAUUCAACCCUCGACCAAGCCCAAUCCCUCGCCGUCUCCCAAACCUCAGUCCCAGCCCUUACCCCAGCUGCAACCCUAACAACCAUAGACACAGACCCAGCUGUGCCAUCACCACCAGCACCAGCAUCCGUAUCUGUAACCCUGUCCCCAGACCAAGCCCCAGUUAAUUCCCUCUUCCCAGUUCAUGCCAGAGCCUCACCAACACCCUCUCCUCCUCCACCCCCCCGACAACCACAACCACUUUCAGAGCAGGACAGUACCACAACGACAAACACCCCUUGCCCUGACCCCUCUCAAACUAUCAUACACAAGCCCAAACUCUCCAUACCCCCUCUCCCCUUACCCCAACUCCCCCUGCCCCGUCUUCCUUUAUCCAACCUCUCCUCUCUUCCCUUCCCCAUAGACCCCUCUCUCCUCCCCCUUGGUCUAAUGCAGCCCAUAGCCCUCCAGUCAAUGCUUCAGUACCAGUCCCUGUUAUCGUCCUGCCACCAACCACCCUUAUCCCUAUACACCAACACCCACUCUGCUCCUUGCCCAGCUCUACCCCCAUACACUACCACCCACUCUGCUCCUAGCCCAGCUCUACCCCCAUACACUACCACCCACUCUGCUCCUAGCCCAGCCCUGCCCCCAUACACUACCACCCACUCUGCUCCUAGCCUAGCCCUGCCCCCAUACAAUACCACCCACUCUGCUCCUAGCCUAGCCCUGGCCCCAUAUACUACCACCCACUGUGCUCCUAGCCCAGCCCUGCCCCCAUACACUACCACCCACUCUACUCCUUGCCCAGCUCUACCCCCAUACACUACCACCCACUCUGCUCCUAGCCCAGCCCUGCCCCCAUACACUACCACCCACUCUGCUCCUAGCCCAACCCUGCCCCCAUACACUACCACCCACUCUGCUCCUAGUCCAGCCCUGCCCCCAUACACUACCACCCACUCUGCUCCUAGCCCAGCCCUGCCCCCAUACACUACCACCCACUCUACUCCUAGCCCAGCCCUGCCCCCAUACACUACCACCCACUCUGCUCCUAGCCCAGCCCUGCCCCCAUACACUACCACCCACUCUGCUCCUAGCCCAGCCCUGCCCUCUCUGAAGUGUAGGCUGGAGGAAGGGACCGAGGUUAGGCCUAUGAGUGAUGUGAUGGCCGGUGAUGGAGAGGAAGGGGGAGAGAGGGAGGGAGAGGGGGAUGAGCAGAGGAGGGAUAGGCGCCAGAGGACCACCAUCAGUGCAGAGCAGCUAGAGGUUCUAUACCAGCGCUACAGUCUGAACUCCAACCCAACCCGCUCUGCACUGGAGGGCAUCACCAGGGACACAGGGCUGAAGAAACGUGUGGUGCAGGUAUGGUUCCAGAACACUAGGGCUCGUCAGCGGAAGGGCCAGCUCCAGACCCUGGGGAGAGGAGGUUUAGGUGCGGGUCUGGGUGACAACCACAGGCGCUGUCCGUUCUGUAGGGCUUUGUUCAAGGCUCAAAGUGCCCUGGACGCCCAUGUUAGGGCCCGCCACUGGUCCCAGACUGACAGACCUGCCUAUGGCCUGUCUCAUCAGAUAGGUUCCGCUGAUGACUUCAGCUUUUCUCACAACCAUGGAUCCUACAGAGACAGGGAGGGUCCCCCACUCUCCCUCCAGCAUUCUCCCUCUCUCUCCCACCAUCCUUCUCUCCCUACCUCCCUCCAUCCCUCCCCGAACCCCUUUCAUCCCUCUCCAAGCCCCGGGGUCAUCCCCACUGAGAGAAAAUACAUUUCUGGGAAAACAGAUUUGACCUUUGACCUGAACGAACCCGACAUGGAAGAGGAGGAAGAGGAAGAAGGUCUGUCAGUAAAAAUAUUCCCUUCGUCUGACCAGGCUCAUGAGGGUAACCAUAGCAAUCUGUUGUCUCUGGGAUACAAAUAUGGGAUGGCAAGCUUCAACGUGCAAGACUGUGACCAGAAUUCCAGUCCAAGUCUGUCUGAGAGUGUGGAUAGGCAUGGACCGAGACAGCAGCAGCAGCAGAGGCAGCGUACACAGAUGACCCCCCAGCAGGUGGCCAAGCUCAGAGCCUGUUACAGGGAGCAUCCCACCCCCAGCCCCCUGCAGUGUGAGGGCCUGGGACGGCAGCUGGGGCUCCCACGCAGGGUGGUGCAGGUGUGGUUUCAGAAUGGCCGGGCCAAGGAGAAGAGGGCAAGGAGCCUCAGAGUUGACCCCACCACAGGAUAGAGGGAAAGGCAGCAGAGGACAGGGGAGAGAACGCAUACAGCCAUGAACUAAGUGCACGUCACUCACAACAAUAAACCAACCAGAUGCCACAGAAGCCAAAGAGCAUUCUACCAGUGUACCUCACCCCUUACUCAGCCCCAAAACAUCACAGGGCAGACCUCCUCUAGAGCUUUAAGACACCACUCCUCUGUUCCUCUGUCUUGAUUUCCCCUCCUCUCCUGUCCUCCAACCGAUACCUCAGGAGUUAACCCCUCCAUGCCAACAGAUGUCCCUGUUCUGACAAUAGAAUCUGGAGAACCAGGACACAGUAUGUGCCCCUCCCACUUCUGUUUAAAGACUUUACAAGUGCAAGUAUCAAACUGUUAGAUGUUUUAGUGUAUAGAACGUUCUUUCAAAGUCUAAGAAAACUGAAAGAAACACAAGCAGCUACGGAAAACAAAAAUGUAAAAUAUUCUUUACAAAGAGCAUCUGCAAAGACUGGCUUGGAUUCCAAAGCUCGUAACCAAAACCUUACAUGUUGUGUUGUCAACAUGGAUUGUGUUGUCAACAUGGUGGUUUUAAUUUCCAAACCACAGUACAAACCAUACAGUGAAGAGUAGAACUGAGACUGGUGCGUAUCAAUAGACUGACUGGUCUACGUGGUGCUGAAGCAGACCUCAACCUUCUCAAGCCAAUGAUGACUCUACUGCACAUGUACUGAGCUCCUUAUGUGGAUAAUAGGCCAAAUAGCACUGAGCUAAGUCCACUUUGUCCUUUGUGAGAGGGCAUAUAAGAAGCUAUUUUGAUAACGUUCGACCAAUACAUGUCACAACUUUAACCAAACACUACACAACAUUGUCUGUGUUUAGUAAAUGUUAAUGAAUAUGAAUAUUCUGGAUUAACGGUCGUUAUUAUGCUUUGAUAAGACAAAGUGUCAUUUUGUGGUGUAUGAGAACAUAAUGUAGGCGUUAUGAUGUUGCCUUUUCUUCUUAUGUAAGUAAAUACCAAUAUGAUGUGUAAUAUAAUGUCUACUAUACUCAGGCCAACUGUACUGUUUUUUAUUUGGUCCUAGUAAUGUACUAGUUUCUCUUCUGUUCCUAAUGCCAGACACAAAGUCUGUUUUGAAACCUUAUGAUGUAAAUAUUGACUGUUGAUAUGAAGUUCCUAUAAUGGUAGUUCAAAAGAAACCUCUCUGGAUUUGAGAGAUCUGAGCUUUCUGACCGAUAAUUGAUAGUUCCAUUAUUACAUUAUUACAAUGUUAAAUGGUGUGAGGGGUAAAUUAAUGUACAGUAUGUAGCUUUCAUGUGGUCGGCUCGGUCUCCCCUGAGACUGCCUCUGUUCUGACGAACCAUACUCACUGAGAGUUACUGACGUUAUACUGAUGACAAUUUCGGAUGUUGUGUUAUACCGAUGAAAACUUUAGAUGUUGUGUGCACUUAACUCUCUCACACACUCUAACCAUUUUUCUCUCGCUCUCUUUCUCAUCUCUCCUCUUUUUGAUCUAUAAAUGUAACAAUAUUACUGUAGUAACAGUAAUAACUAUGAUAAUAUCGAAUGCUUUAAAACACAACCCAAAGACAAUAACACUGUAACCGUCGAUGCAUAAAUCCCACAAAAAACAACUUCAAAAGUUGACUUGAUAAUGUAACAUUGAUUGUUGGGAAGAAAGAGUGACUGUAUCAGAACUGCUGUAUCUGUCUUCACCAGGCCACU
Oncorhynchus mykiss (rainbow trout) is the source of this 9673-nucleotide messenger RNA. RefSeq names its product zinc finger homeobox protein 3-like. Gene Ontology annotation, molecular function: DNA-binding transcription factor activity, RNA polymerase II-specific; zinc ion binding; RNA polymerase II cis-regulatory region sequence-specific DNA binding. Gene Ontology annotation, biological process: regulation of transcription by RNA polymerase II; regulation of neuron differentiation. Gene Ontology annotation, cellular component: nucleus. The record is from RefSeq and is a predicted model, not a curated record. NCBI's taxonomy places the organism in Eukaryota, Metazoa, Chordata, Actinopteri, Salmoniformes, Salmonidae.